UCUAAUUCAUAGAAACGUUUCCUCUUCUUUGUCUUCGUUCCUUUGCAUUCAUCACUCUUUCUCUUAUCCUACCAAUUUCUAUAUCCAUGGCUACCUUAUCUUCUACCACAAAAGAAAGCAACAACCAAGAGGUGGGUGAGAAAGCAAUAGCACAUGACGAAAACGUUCUGCAGAAGCAUGUUGCGUUCUUUGAUAGGAACGACGAUGGCAUCAUUUACCCAUGGGAGACUUUCCAAGGAUUUCGUGCAAUAGGAUGCGGAAUUCCCUUAUCGACUGUUGCAGCCAUUUUCAUCAAUUUCGGACUCAGUCGGAAAACUCGCCCGGACAAGUUUCCUUCUAUUUUUCUACCAAUUGAAGUUAAAAACAUUCAGAGAGGAAAACAUGGAAGUGACUCUGGUGUCUAUGAUAGCGAGGGAAGGUUUGUUCCUUCAAAAUUUGAAGAAAUUUUCAGCAAGCAUUCACGAACACAUCCAGGUGCUUUAACAGCUGAUGAAUUGAUGGGGAUGCUUAAGGCAAAUAGAGUUCCUAAGGAUUAUGGAGGAUGGCUUGCUAGUUACACUGAGUGGAAGAUCCUAUAUGUUCUUUGCAAAGACAAGGAUGGUUUAUUGCACAAAGAUACUAUUCGAGCUGUUUAUGAUGGAAGCCUGUUUGAAAUGAUGGAAAAGGAACACUCAGAAAAGAAAAAGAAAUAAAUGCAGAUUGAUUAUUUGUGUUGGAACGCAUCUAUUUUCUGAAUUAAUUUCUU
Messenger RNA from Abrus precatorius (Indian licorice), 745 nucleotides. Its product is annotated as probable peroxygenase 4. The record is from RefSeq and is a predicted model, not a curated record. The transcript is spliced from 6 exons. Bases 87 to 692 code for a protein of 201 amino acids. Gene Ontology annotation, molecular function: monooxygenase activity; calcium ion binding. NCBI's taxonomy places the organism in Eukaryota, Viridiplantae, Streptophyta, Magnoliopsida, Fabales, Fabaceae.